AUGUCUCAGCCAAACGCUACGGCUGGUCCGAGUCGUACGAAGACAUACGUUCCGCACCAGCCUUCUCCUCUCUCCGGUUCCGACUCCAACAAUGAAGACUCCCCCGAACAGAUGGCUACUCCUGUCAAUCGAAGGCCGAACCAGGGAGUGAUCAACACGGCGAACAGGUUGCAGGCGGUAGUCGAUGAUCAACUAUCUCCCAUCGAUCAAAGACGCCGUGUCGGACUUGCCGCUAACCUCGACCCUCUGUCACACCCUUCGCCUGCCCCCGGGGCAACUCCUACUCCUUCCGGUCGGAGGCCCACCACCGCUGGAGCACGACAGCGUCAAGAAGGCCAGCAAAUGCAAACGGAUAGUACCAAUGUCAUCUCGGCCAACAGCAGAUUCCAGACGUCACAACUCACGGCUACCGAAGAGCUGCGAUCCCGUGUCCAACGCCUAGAGGAAGACGUGAGGAGGAAGGAGGCCGUCAUUCAGAGUUUACGGGGAGAUGUCGAGGAUCUAAAGGCGAGCGUUGCGGGCUUGCAAGCUGGCACUCACCAGGAAGAACCCGCGGUCGAUAACAGCCAGGAGGAGAAGCAGAAAAGAGCGAUAUCCAGGAUGGUGAAGAGUGCGGUAGAAACGCUGUACGGGGAUACCAAAAUGUCAACCUGCGUUACGGAGGGCGGACAGACAGACGAAAUGCGGUGGAAUUAUCAACAAGCACCAACCUCUGUAUACAAUGAUCAGCAAACACGAAGAGUCCUUGCCUUGUGUACCGAUAACCGGGAGAGCAUACCUUUGACGAAAGACAACCCUCGCGAAUCGAUUCCCGAUUACAAGGAUGCCAAGGACUUGUUCCAUGAAGCCAUCCGAGAUCGCUUCUACGCCAACCAGAGUACCCAUAGAAAGGGGGUGAUUGCGCGAUGGGGGGAGGAAGGACCAGACGGACCGAGGGAAAAGUUGCUGGAGGAGAUCAGGGUUCAGGAGCAGUUGAGGGAUAACGGGGAUGACGAGGAGAGCACCGCGGCGGAGGAGGCACUCACGCAGUUGAACCAAACGCUGGAUAGGAACGACAGCGCCUUAGCCGCACAGCAGGGGAAUGCAAAGCCGAACAUCAGGUCGAAGUUGAACGCGGCUGUGACGAGGAUGAAUACACGUCGACCCAGGACGAUCUAUGCUGAUGAGAAAUACGAAGGGCUUGCCUGCUUCUACUGGAUCCCGCCGUUGUAUUGCGAUCAGUCGUCGGGCUCGCCAAAGUGGCAUGAGGCUGAGUGGGAGGGCGUUUACUCGCAGCAGUACAUCAAGAUGCACAAGAGCGUAUGGAACCUGAAGAUGCAGACAAAAGGGAGCGGUAAACGUGCGUUGCCAGUAGCCCCGGGACCAACUUUCGACGAACUACCCGAGGGAGAAGAGCGCCGCCCCGUCGAGCUGUACCUUCCCUCCAGUCUAGCGUUUCUUCAUCAGGCCCCACAGCGCUGGAUGUUCUGUCAGGCUUGGUUAGACGACCCGGAAAACGCGGAGGUCGUCGAGAGCAGAAUCGUACCUGUCGACGAGCCUACGUCCUUCUCCGAUGUUGAGAAAAUGGACUGGAUCCUCAAUCACCCUUGGACGAUCAUGAAGGCUAAGAGAAGCGCCAACGAGAAGAAGAAGGUCGAGAACGAAAAGAAGAAGAAGAAGAGGGCCUGGUCAGAAUCUACACAGGCGGCGACUACCGACAGCGAGACUCACCGCCCAAUGAGUGCAACUUCUACGGCGCUGAACCGAGGUCGAUCAGCCCAGCCUGCCGAGCGAACCAUCAAACGGCCACGAACGGAUCGACGCGAAUCGUCUAUUGCGGGUGAGACGAUUGAGGAGGAGGAUGAUAUGGAUGAGCCAGAGCCAGAGAGGUCGGAGGAAUUGAUGUCAAGACAGCCAAACCAGCCUGAGCCGACGAUCACGACGAAUUUUGAGGGAAGGAACCAUGGGGUCGACCAGUCCGGAGGCGCGUCAGUAGGCUGGAACCCUGGGAUGCAGGCGGUCGGAUUCCAUCCUGGUUGGGCCGGCCAAUCGCCUGCCUCGCCAUUCCCUGUCGGGCAGCAAUACAUUCAAGGCAAUGUCAAUGGGUUCAAUCAGGACCGCUCGGAUCCCUUCCAAGUAUCUCGCCACCCAAACGACCCACGCUUCUUCGCUCCGGUGGGAUCCGGAUACGGCCCGUUCAACGGCGGCGGCUUUGUCGGACAAGGUGGGAACGUUGCGUACAUGCAGGGCGGCGGAGGCUUCGGAUACAUGAAUGGUGGGGGUGGUGGGCCUGGAGGAAGUGGAGGUUCGGACGGUAUUCAGAUGAAUGGCGGUGGGGCGGUGAAUGGGGUGAUGAAUGGUAGCAGGGCGCCGACAGGGAUAAUGACGACUCUUUACGACAAGGACUCUAUGGGAAACGCCUCUCCAAGUCAGCAGAGCCCUCGGGCCGGGCAUCGUCCAGGAUGA
This is a messenger RNA of Filobasidium floriforme, 2445 nucleotides long. RefSeq lists its product as uncharacterized. Bases 1 to 2445 code for a protein of 814 amino acids. The record is from RefSeq and is a predicted model, not a curated record. Lineage: Eukaryota; Fungi; Basidiomycota; Tremellomycetes; Filobasidiales; Filobasidiaceae. The transcript is spliced from 4 exons.